AUGCGGGUGGUCCAGAGGGAAGUCUAUGCCACAGUCUGCGAGAUGCAGGCGAAGCUGGCCACCUUGGCUCAGGAGAACGAGAAGCUGCGAACAGUCUUCAUGGAGCAUAUGGACCACUCGGACCUCUGCUUCCGGUCCUUGGUGUGGGCGCUGGGUCCCCAUUCCACGGGCCUGUUUGCACGCACUCUCCGGCUGAUUUGGUGCUGCCGCCGGCGCUUCACGCGAGUGUCCGCCUGGAUGCUGGGGGUGCCUGGGGUGCCGAUCGACCGGCGGAGGGACGUUCUGCGGGCGCGGCUGGAGCUGAUGCAGCAUGCAGGCGCCCUGCGGGCUGAAAAUGCCUCUGGCGGCUCUUCCGGCGGCGCCGGGUCUUCGAGCGGUCGAGAGGGGCGCCAGAAGUUGAUGGCGGCCUUGCAAGGUGCAGCGGAGGCUGUCGAGUCGAGUCGCACGGAGGACACUUCCGUGGCGACCCCGAACCCCGCCGCAGCCGCGCGGGACCUGCAGCGCACCGCGGAGGAGCUGGUGGCGGCAGCCCUAGGAGCGCGGCAGAGCCUCUCCCAGGUGCAGCUAGAGAACAGAGAGGAGCCUCCACGGCAGCGACAUAGCAGCCAGGACUCCAUCAGUGAGGCUCGCUUGACGGACCUGCCCAGCGAGGAGGACGAUCCCCUGGACAGCGAGGAUCGUCGGGAGCUGCUGGCGGAAGGCGUGAUCGAGGACCCGCAAGACUUGGUGGCGGCCGGUGUGAUGGAGGUUGACCCUUCGCUCGAGGAUACAGACAGCUUUGAGGAGGCGGAGGAGGGCGAGGACGCCAGAGGGAACUUGAGUGCCACUGAGUACUGGGGGGUCUGA
Molecule: messenger RNA, 846 nt
Organism: Effrenium voratum
Lineage: Eukaryota; Dinophyceae; Suessiales; Symbiodiniaceae
Source: the annotation of a GenBank genome assembly